AUGGCCGACAGCAGCAGCCCCCCGCUGACGUCCUACAUCAUGGACGAGGAGACGCUGAAGAGGAAGCAGAAGGAGAAGCUGAAGAAGCUGAUGGCUACAGGAGGAAACCCCAGACCUGCUCGCUCCCUGCUCUUCCUGACCCUGAGGAACCCCUUCAGGAAGGCCUGCAUCAGCAUCGUGGAGUGGAAACCUUUUGAAAUCAUCAUCCUGUUAGCCAUCUUUGCUAACUGUGUUGCUCUGGCUGUUUAUCUACCGAUGCCUGAAGAAGACAGCAACAACACCAACAGUAACCUGGAGAGUCUUGAGUACAUCUUCCUCAUCAUCUUUUCCAUCGAGUGUUUCCUGAAGAUCGUUGCAUACGGAUUUCUGUUUCAUGCAGAUGCUUAUCUGAGAAACUGCUGGAACAUUCUGGACUUCGUUUGUGUCUCUGUGGGCUUGUUCAAGGCUCUGAGAGCGUUCCGAGUGCUUCGACCGCUUCGACUGGUGUCUGGCGUUCCCAGUCUGCAGGUGGUGAUGAACUCCAUCCUCAAGUCCAUGCUCCCACUGUUCCACAUCACACUGCUGGUCCUCUUCAUGGUCACCAUCUACUCCAUCAUGGGCCUGGAGCUCUUCAAGUGCAAGAUGCACAAGACAUGCUACCACAUAGGGACAGAUAUAAUCGCCACAGUGGAGAAUGAGAAGCCGUCUCCGUGCGCUCAGGCAGGAAACGGUCGACGCUGUACGAUUAACGGUACGGAGUGCAGGGCAGGUUGGCCCGGUCCAAACAACGGCAUCACACACUUUGAUAACCUGGGCUUCUCCAUGCUGACGGUCUACCAGUGCAUCACCACGCAGGGCUGGACCGACGUCCUCUACUGGGUGAACGACGCCAUCGGUAUGGAGUGGCCCUGGAUCUAUUUCACCACGCUCAUCCUGGUCGGAUCUUUCUUUGUCCUAAAUCUGGUUCUGGGUGUUCUCAGUGGAGAGUUUACGAAGGAGCGUGAGAAGGCGAAGUCUCGUGGAGAGUUCCAGAAGCUGAGGGAGACUCAGCAGCUGGAUGAAGAUCUGAAGGGUUACAUGGAGUGGAUCACACAGGCCGAAGUGAUCGACAACGACCAGGAAGGCCAGGGGCUCCUGGACACAGAAAACGGCGGCUCUGAGACUGGAAGUGUCAGUAAGAUGGACACCAUGCAGCUCAUUGUUCAUUAUUAUAAACUGGCUCGUAAGUGGAACCGCUGGCUACGACGCCGAUGUCUGGUUUACGUGAAGUCCAGACUUUUCUACUGGUGGGUCAUCAUGCUCGUCUUCUUCAACACACUCGCCAUCGCCACCGAGCAUCACCAACAGACAGAGAGACUGACACGGUGGCAAGAUAACGCCAACAAGCUCCUCCUGUCCAUGUUUGCCUUGGAGAUGCUGAUGAAGAUGUACGCUCUGGGUCUGCCCUCCUACUUCAUGUCUCUCUUUAAUCGAUUCGAUUGCUUCGUGGUCUCGACUGGGAUCAUGGAGCUGAUCCUGGUCCACAUGGGGGUCAUGUCUGUGAUGGGGAUCUCCGUGCUGCGCUGCAUCCGCCUGCUGCGCCUGCUCAAAGUCACACGGUACUGGACGUCUCUCAGUAAUCUGGUGGCUUCUCUCCUGAACUCAGUCCGCUCCAUCGCCUGUCUGCUGCUGCUCCUCUUCCUCUUCAUCGUCAUCUUCUCUCUGCUCGGGAUGCAGGUGUUUGGAGGGAAGUUCAACUUUCCUGACCGGCCAAAACCACGGAGUACCUUCGACAGCUUCCCUCAAGCCCUCAUUACAGUCUUCCAGAUCCUGACGGGUGAGGACUGGAACGCCGUCAUGUACGAUGGUAUCAUGGCUCACGGUGGACCGAGCAUGCCCGGCAUCCUGGUCAGCAUCUACUUCAUCAUCCUGUUUGUCUGCGGCAACUUCAUCCUCCUGAAUGUGUUUCUGGCCAUCGCCGUUGAUAAUCUGGCUGAAGCUGAGUCUCUGACGUUGGCUCAGAAAGAGAAAGCUGAGGAGAAGAAACGCAAGAAAGCUCUCAGAGCCAACAUGCCUGAAAAAACCUCAGAGGAGAAAGCUAACCUAGCUAAGAAGUUAGCCGAGCAGAGAGCUAAAGGAGUGGAGGGAAUACCGACGACUGCCAAGCUGAAAAUUGACGAGUUUGAGUCCAACGUUAACGAGAUCAAGGAUCCAUUUCCUCCAGCUGACUUUCCUGGUGAUGAUGAGGAGGAGGACCCUGAGAUCCCAGAGAGUCCCCGUCCUCGUCCCAUGGCCGACCUGCAGUUGAAGGAGGAGGCCGUUCCAAUGCCUGAGGCCAGCUCGUUUUUUAUCUUUGGACCACAGAACAAGUUCAGGAAGCUUUGCCAUCGGAUCAUCAAUGCCACCACCUUCACCAACAUCAUCCUCCUCUUCAUCCUCCUGUCCUCCAUCUCUCUGGCUGCUGAGGACCCCAUCGACCCAAUGUCCUUCAGGAACAAGGUGUUGGCGUAUGCUGAUAUCGUCUUUACUUCAGUGUUCACAGCUGAGAUUGUUCUAAAGAUGACCACGUACGGAGCAAUCCUCCAUAAAGGAUCCUUCUGCAGAAACUCCUUCAACAUCCUGGACCUGCUGGUGGUCAGCGUGUCCCUGCUGUCUAUGGGCAUGGAGUCCAGUGCGAUCUCUGUGGUGAAGAUUCUCAGAGUGCUGAGGGUCCUGAGGCCCCUGAGGGCCAUCAACAGAGCCAAGGGACUGAAGCACGUGGUUCAGUGUGUGUUCGUGGCGGUGAAGACCAUCGGAAACAUCGUUCUGGUCACCAUGCUGCUGGACUUCAUGUUCGCCUGUAUCGGAGUUCAGCUCUUCAAGGGGAAGUUUUACUCGUGCACAGAUCCUGACCAGAUGACUGAGGAGACUUGCAGAGGCUGGUUCAUCAGGUACCAGGAGGGGGCGCUGCAUGAGAUGGAGCUCCAUCAGAGACGCUGGACCAACUCUGAGCUCAACUUUGACAACAUCCUCAAUGGCAUGCUUGCUCUCUUCACAGUCUCCACCUUUGAGGGCUGGCCCAGAAUCCUGUAUAAAGCCAUCGACUCCAACAUGGAGGACCAGGGUCCGGUCUAUAACAACCGCGUGGCCAUCUCCAUCUUCUUCAUCAUCUACCUCAUCCUUAUCGCCUUCUUUAUGAUGAACAUCUUCGUCGGCUUCGUCAUCGUCACCUUCCAGGAGCAAGGAGAGCAGGAGUACAAGAACUGUGAGCUGGACAAGAACCAGCGUCAGUGUGUCCAGUACGCCCUGAAGGCUCGCCCCCUCAGGUGUUACAUCCCAAAGAAUCCGUACCAGUACCAGGUGUGGUACAUCGUCACUUCCUGUUACUUUGAGUACCUGAUGUUCCUGCUCAUCAUGCUCAACACCAUGUGUCUGGGGAUGCAGCACUGUAACAAGUCAGAUCAUGUGACUCACCUGUCGGACAUGUUGAAUGUGAUCUUCACCGUCCUCUUCACGGUGGAGAUGAUCCUUAAACUCAUGGCCUUCAAGGCAAAGGGUUACUUUGGAGACCCGUGGAACGUGUUUGACUUCGUCAUCGUCAUCGGCAGCGUGGUGGACGUCAUCCUGAGUGAGAUCGAUGCAGCUCUGGCGUCCUCUGGUGGACUUUACUGUCUUCAUGGCUGUGCUGCUGUGGACCCCAUGCAGGCCAUCGCUUCCUCAGAGAACAUGAGCGUGUCUGUGACGUUCUUCAGGCUGUUCCGUGUGAUGAGAUUGGUGAAACUAUUGAAUCGAUCUGAAGGGAUCCGGAAUCUUCUGUGGACCUUCAUCAAGUCUCUGCAGGCUCUUCCCUAUGUGGCCCUCCUCAUCCUUAUGUUGUUCUUCAUCUUUGCUGUGGUUGGGAUGCAGAUUUUUGGUAAAAUCGCGUUAGUUGACGGGACGUACAUCAACAGAAACAACAACUUUCAGACGUUCCCACAGGCAGUUUUGCUGCUGUUCAGGUGUGCCACAGGUGAGGCGUGGCAUGAGGUCAUGUUGGCGUGUAUGUAUGGCAAGAAGUGUGACCCAAAAUCGGACUACCUGCCUGGAGAGGAGAACACCUGUGGAUCCAACUUUGCCAUCAUCUACUUCAUGAGCUUCUACAUGCUGUGUGCUUUUCUGAUCAUAAACCUGUUUGUGGCCGUCAUCAUGGAUAACUUUGACUACCUGACCCGUGAUUGGUCAAUCCUGGGCCCGCAGCACUUGGAUGAGUUUAAGAAGAUCUGGGCUGAGUACGACCCUGAGGCCACGGGGCGUAUUAAACACUUGGAUGUGGUGACUCUCCUGCGGAGGAUUCCUCCUCCUCUGGGUUUUGGGAAGUUUUGUCCUCACAGAAUCGCCUGUAAGAGGCUGGUCUCCAUGAACAUGCCUCUGAACAGUGACGGGACAGUCACCUUCAAUGCCACGCUGUUCGCUUUGGUCAGAACGGCCCUGAAGAUAAAGACUGAAGGAAACUUUGAACAGGCUAAUGAGGAACUGAGAGGGAUCAUCAAGAAGAUCUGGAAACGGACCAGCAUGAAGCUCCUGGACCAGGUCAUCCCACCAAUUGGAGAUGAUGAGGUGACGGUGGGGAAGUUCUACGCCACCUUCCUGAUCCAGGAUUAUUUCAGGAAACUGAAGAAGAGACAGGAGGAAUAUUACGGCUGCAGGUCCGCCAAGAAAAACGCCACUAAUGAGAUCCAGGCCGGUCUGAGGAACAUCGAGGAGGAAACGGCUCCUGAACUUCACAGAUCGAUCUCUGGAGACCUGGUCACCGAGGAGGAGAUGGAGCGAGCCAUUGAGGAGGCCACCGACACGAUCUUUAGGAGGCAGGGCAGUCUGUUUGGGAACUCUGAGCCGUUCACUGGAGACACCAACCAGAGGCCCCUGCAGAUGAACGAGGGAAACCCCAACAACACAGCACACCAGGACAGGUACGACAGUGGGAUAUAG
Messenger RNA from Cheilinus undulatus (humphead wrasse), 4905 nucleotides. Its product is annotated as dihydropyridine-sensitive L-type skeletal muscle calcium channel subunit alpha-1-like. The coding region runs from base 1 to 4905 and encodes 1634 amino acids. Gene Ontology annotation, molecular function: high voltage-gated calcium channel activity; calcium ion binding. NCBI's taxonomy places the organism in Eukaryota, Metazoa, Chordata, Actinopteri, Labriformes, Labridae. Gene Ontology annotation, cellular component: membrane; voltage-gated calcium channel complex. The transcript is spliced from 41 exons. The record is from RefSeq and is a predicted model, not a curated record. Gene Ontology annotation, biological process: calcium ion import across plasma membrane.